Molecule: messenger RNA, 1329 nt
Organism: Eimeria mitis
Lineage: Eukaryota; Apicomplexa; Conoidasida; Eucoccidiorida; Eimeriidae
Exons: 2
Coding region: 1-1329 (442 amino acids)
Source: RefSeq, a predicted model, not a curated record
AUGCGACAAGAGCCUUCUGAUUAUUCUCCUGGACUGCGCGGAGCUCCAGUUACUGAUCAAGAUGCGGCCAAAUCCCCUGCAGGGGGGAAGCAGGCACAGCGUGAGAUCCACAGUAUUGGGCGGGGAGCGGGGCCCCCAGCUGGCUUCUCCGAAGACGAAAAAGCCGCUGUACCAGUAUCCAGGGCUACCAAGAAGAAGGUACCAGCACUUCUUACAGGGGCGCUGUUGGCAUUUCUUGCAGCCGGUGCACUUGGGGGAUACCUUUUGAAUGCCAAGCGGGGGGAACGAGAUCCACCUCCUAUUGAGACACCCACACCUGCGACUCUGCCCACAGGCGAAUCCGCAGCUGAAGGAGGCAGCUCCCUCCCGAGCCCGGCACCCACUGGACUCCCUACGCCGGCUGACGUCUCGCCACCCACUCAAUUCCCCACAUCCCCUCAACGUCCUGAGGUAGAUGUAGACGAAACGGUGAAGGGCGCUGCAACCAAGAGCAGUAAGCACAUUCCAUCGCACGAUAAAACUUCUCCGAAAAAAAGUGCUGAGACAGAAGGAGAGGAUGCGCCUAAUUAUAUGCCUAAACCUGUUGACGACUCACCGACUGAUCCGUUGGAAUAUUUUCGGCGGCAAGCAAGCCUCUCCAAGAAGGAUGCCCAGGUCCGGAAUCUCACUGGCAAAGCCUAUGAAAGCGCGUUGGUGGAUGUACAGUUUGUGCGGACGCUGUUGAGAGCAGCUACAAGCCGCAUUGAGCUGCUGUGCGAUAUUGAAAAGCUGUGCAAUAGCUCGGGGAUCGGUUCACUGCUGCUUGGCAGAGGAGCCGCGCCUCUGCCAUCACCAGAUGUCCUUGAGAAGUAUCAGGACCGAGUUACCUUCGAAGACUUUAUGGUGAUGCUCAAAGGGGUCCCGUUCCGUGUUAAGGAAAAAGCUUUAGAAGAGGCAGGGACGGUCGCCAGGGUCCUGGCAGAACGACUGGCUGCCUCUGUGAAACUGGAAACAAUGCAGCUGGAGAAUGAUCGAAAAGUGCAUUCGUCUUUCCAAGAAUUUGCCUUAACGUUGCCUCCUGGUGAAGUGCACAUCGUCCAUGCGAAAAAUGUGAUGUUUGGCGUUUCGCCGCUCUUGAGUGCCCUUGGCAGGGCUAUCUUUGACAGAGAGGCAAAUACCCUUGACGCAGAAGCACUUGGCUCUUGGGUUGCGGACUGGGAUACGGAAGGCGUUUUGGGCCGCAUAGCUGUCAACGAAGAGGAUAUGCAGGCCGUCCUUGGGAUGCGGCUUAGGAACUACCCUUCAACUUCGCCGGAUGACAUUUUUGCCUCUGCUCUUGCACUGUUCUAG